Messenger RNA from Tetranychus urticae (two-spotted spider mite), 1473 nucleotides. Its product is annotated as tRNA N(3)-cytidine methyltransferase METTL6. The record is from RefSeq and is a predicted model, not a curated record. NCBI's taxonomy places the organism in Eukaryota, Metazoa, Arthropoda, Arachnida, Trombidiformes, Tetranychidae.
CAUCGUGAUUCAAAUUUACCGGUUCGAUAGAGCUGUUGUAGUGAGCUUUAAACGUUAAACUUCUCCAUCUGGUAAACUUGUGAUCCUAAAUUUUUCACUUCAAAUCUAUUGCCUUCAAUUUGUUAUCAACAAUUACUGAACUGAUUUGUUAACUUUACAUUAUUAUUAUUACACGGAUGCAAAAAAUAUCAACAUCAAAUAUCAAUUUCUAUCAUGAUUGAUUAUUGUUAUAACUUGUUAUCUUUUUUACUUUAAUGAAAUCCUCAUCCAACUGAAACUGGCCAUUUGACUUGAUUUUAAAAAAUAAGUCGAUUAACAUCUUUUCAGAUCCAUUAGGUAAAGUAAUUUCAUUCUAUUUAAUUUAUAAUCAAAAGUUUUUACUGUAUAUCACUCCAUCAAGCUGUCUCUUAUAAAAAUCAAGGAGCGUGAAUGAAAUUCAAGGACUUUUAAAUUUUCAAUUCAUUGAAAGCUAUCAACAAUAUUUUUUGAUUAUUAUGGAAACAAUAAAGCAAGCUCUGAAAGAGGAAGGAGUACCCAGAGAAUUAAGUGAUUCAGAAAUUGAAAAACUUUUAUCUGAUCAAUGUAUAUCAACUUUUCAACGGAACAAAUUAGAACGUGAAGCAAAGAAAAAUUGGGAUUUGUUCUACAAACGAAACAAAAACAAUUUUUUCAAAGAUAGACACUGGACAACUCGAGAAUUCACGGAGUUACUGACUGACCAAACCAUCGAUGAGGAAAAACAGAUCAGCAAUAAAGUUUUACUUGAAGUUGGUUGUGGUGUAGGCAAUUUCAUUUUUCCUUUGAUUGAAACUGGUUGCAAAUACUUUUUCCUAGCUUGUGAUUUUUCACCGGUCGCCAUUGACAUACUUAAACGUAAUCCAUUAUACAAUGAAGAGAAAUGUAAAGCUUUCGUUGCUGAUAUAACAGACAAAUCAACAUUUGUCAACUCGAUUGAUUCAUUCGGGUAUAUUGGAAAUAUAGACAUAAUUAGUUUGGUUUUCGUUCUGUCGGCGAUAUCUCCUGAUAAAAUGAGUAAUGCUGUUGACAAUCUGUUUGAGGUUUUACGUCCAGGAGGGAUUGUUCUGUUUCGUGAUUAUGGCAUCUUUGAUCAUGCAAUGAUUCGAUUUUCAGAAGGUCAUAAAAUAAGUGAUAACUUUUACGUAAGGCAAGAUGGUACAAGAGCUUUUUAUUUUACAAAAAAGAAUGUGAUGGAGCUUUUCACGAAGAGUGGUUUUCAGAUGAUAUCAAAUGAAUUUGUACGAAAAGAGACGGUGAAUAAAAAAGAAGGUAUUUCAGUUCCUCGGAUCUUCAUACAAUCCAAAUUUUGUAAACCGAAAGAUUUGUAAUCACAAUGAUUUAAUAGUUGAUUUGAUGAAACAUGGAUAUAAAAGAUGAUGACCAUUGUGUUUUGCAGUUGCUUAAGUUGCGCAUAACCAACUCAAAGAGAAUUGAAAAAUAAAUCUUCGAAAAUAA